Phaedon cochleariae (mustard beetle) is the source of this 3024-nucleotide messenger RNA. The record is from the annotation of a GenBank genome assembly. NCBI's taxonomy places the organism in Eukaryota, Metazoa, Arthropoda, Insecta, Coleoptera, Chrysomelidae.
AGUAAAAAAUUUUUAAAAAAGAAAUCUGUUGAACUUAUGAACUUGAAAUUUUUAUUUAUUUUUUAAAAGAUUAAUGUUUAUAAAUAUUCCAUUUAUUAUUUGGUUAUAAGCAUUCCACAAAGUGAAUAAUCCCUUUUCACUGAGUUUUGUUGAAUAAGGGUCAUUACAACUGUUAUCUUCUCAGUUAUUAUAUCAGUUUUAUUGUGUUGUGUAAGUACAAAGUUCAAUAGCCACUUUUACUUGUUUCGUCAUUGCAUUGAAUCCGAUAUAUGACCACUAUAUGAUAGUCAAUAAGAAGUUCGCCCAACGACCACUUCUCAUCAAAAUCUCUCAGCUUCAAUCACUUGGACAAAUUCUCUUUUAGAACUGAAAAAUGGGUGAUUUGAGAUUUGAUGGUCGAGUCGUAGUGGUUACUGGUGCUGGCGCUGGUCUGGGUAGAGCCUAUGCAUUACUUUUUGCAUCUAGAGGGGCCAAAGUAGUUGUUAAUGAUUUAGGAGGCGGCAGACAUGGAGAUGGCAGCUCUUCUAAAGCUGCAGACAGUGUUGUUGAAGAAAUCAAAAGAAAUGGUGGUAGUGCUGUUGCAGACUACAAUUCUGUAGUGGAAGGAGACAAAAUUGUGAAAACAGCAAUAGACAACUUUGGACGCAUAGAUGUCUUGGUCAACAAUGCAGGAAUUUUGCGUGAUAAGAGUUUGGUCAAUAUAUCAGAUCAAGAUUGGGAUUUGGUUCAUGCUGUACACCUCAAGGGUAGUUUCAAAACAACUCAAGCUGCAUUCCCCUAUUUCAAGAAACAAAAAUAUGGAAGGGUUAUCAUGACAUCCUCAAAUGCUGGAAUUUAUGGUAACUUUGGACAAGCCAAUUAUUCAGCAGCAAAAAUGGGCUUGGUAGGUCUAGCCAGUACUAUUGCAAUUGAAGGUAACAAAUAUAACACCUUCUGCAAUGUCAUAGUACCAACUGCAGCUAGUAGACUCACAGAAGACAUUCUUCCUCCUGAUCUUUACAAUGAACUGAGACCAGAACUCAUUGCACCUGUAGUGGCCUAUUUGUGCCAUGAAAGUUGCCAAGAAAACGGAUCCAUCAUCGAAUCGGCCGCGGGCUGGGCAGGAAGAUGUGCCAUAAUUCGGGCUAACGGUAGUCUUUUACGUUCCCGAAUAGCAGACGACGUUUCAGUCGAAAAUGUUCGUGAUAGAUGGACGAAAAUCACCGACGUUUCCGACUCGCAAAUAUUAGGCACCAUCCAGGAUGCUACCGGCGCCCUUAUGGCUUCCCUUGAAGGGUUGAAAAGCGGCGACGGCGGUGCAGGGGUCGAUGAGAGUGAUAUUUAUCAGUUUACGAACAGAGACAUCAUUUUGUAUGCUCUUGGGGUUGGUGCUUCUUUGUCCAACACAAACGAAUUGAAAUACUUGUAUGAGAGUCAUGAAAACUUUGAGGCGCUACCGACUUUCUACAUAAUGCCUGCCAUGCAGUCACUAAUGUCUUCUAACUCUAUAAAAACCGCCAUUCCCGGAAAAGAUAUAGGCCUCGAGCAAAUUCUCCAUGGAGAACACUACAUUGAGGUGUUGGGAGAAAUGCCACAAGAUGGACAAUUGGUGUCGAAAACACGGGUGGUUGAGGUUAUGGACAAGGGGUCGGGAGCUGCGAUUGUUGCAGAAGUUGAGACUUUCGAUCACAACGGGAAACUGUUAUUCCGCAACCAGUGUGUCACAUUUGCAGUCGGUGCUGGUAAUUUUGGAGGAUCAAGGACCGGCACAAAGGUUGUACCAUGCCAGGCUAAACCUAACAGGAAUCCAGAUGCCUCAUUGUCACAAAAAACUACUGUUGAUCAAGCUGCACUCUACAGAUUGUCAGGUGAUAGGAAUCCUUUGCACAUUGACCCGAAUAUGGCCCAAGUGGGUGGUUUUGACAGACCUAUUUUGCAUGGUCUUUGCACUCUAGGCCAGUCUGUAAGACUUGUCCUGACGGCGUUCGCUUCUAGUGAAGCCAGUUUAUUCAAAUCAGUCAAGGCUCGUUUCGUUAAGCCCGUUUAUCCUGGACAAACUUUGAAUGUGGAUAUGUGGAGAGAAGGCAACAGGAUAUUCUUCGAGACUACAGUUGUGGAGACUAAACAGGCACCAGUCAGAAAAUCUCUCAUUCCAGGUGCCUACGUAGAUUUGAAGUCCGUCAAAGUCCAGACCCCUCCUCAAGCCCCAUCCAACAUGACUGCCGGCAAUCUGAGAAGCGACGCCAUCUUCGAGUUCAUCAUCGAGCAAGUCAAAGCUGACCCCAACAAGGCCAAAUCUAUCGGAGGCGUCUUUCUGUACAAUAUCACCAAAGAUGGCAAACAGGCCAAACAGUGGACUAUGGAUUUGAAGAACGCCAAAGUGUUCCAAGGUGUUCCCGAUGGCAAGCCAAACACGACUUUGACCAUCUCCGAUGAGGAUUUCCUUCUGAUGUCAGAAGGGAAGCUCAACCCCCAAACGGCCUUCAUGAAGGGGAAACUGAAGGUCACUGGCAACAUCAUGAUGGCACAGAAGUUGGCCCCCCUGCUCAAAGCCAAUGCCAAAUUGUAAGAUGAAAAUAUUCGGUGGUCCUGGUUUUUAGUAUUAAUCUGUAUUUAUGGUAGAUUGUCACACAUUUUGAUGACGCAAAUGGGCGUUUUGCGAUAAAUAUUGAUUGUACUAUUAGUCCAAUAAAUAAAGGGAAAAAGUCAACAUUAAUUACGCACGCGUUUUCCAGUCAAACUUUGUCUCAUGUUUAAUGAGGUACCAAAAGCUACUUCCAACCGGAAGAUGAAAAUAGUGCGUAAUUAACGUUAACUUUGCCUUUUUUCCUCCUUCAUUUAUUGGACUAUAUGGAUUAUUACUUUUUUAUCAGCGUCAUGAAUUUUUUUCCAUUAUUUUAAUAGGUAUGAGAAGGUGGUUGAUGGAAUAGUUUUACUCAUUGUGGUGUAUCCUGUACUGUUGAUUAUUACUUUUGUACUGGGUGUUCAAAUAUUCUAUGGAUAUUUCCAGUUUUAUAAGACUUUCAAUAAAUGUUUAUACAAUGU